Lathyrus oleraceus (garden pea) is the source of this 1163-nucleotide messenger RNA. RefSeq lists its product as uncharacterized. The record is from RefSeq and is a predicted model, not a curated record. Lineage: Eukaryota; Viridiplantae; Streptophyta; Magnoliopsida; Fabales; Fabaceae.
CUCAAACUCUCAUAUCACCAAAACCAAAAGAAGAGACCUAUUCAAUUCCUCUGACACUUUCUCAUGUUCUUGUCCUUCUUCCAUCACACUCUCACUUUCUUCUUCACACUUCUCCCUCUUUAUAGGAAACAAACACAAAACAUCCUCAACCUUGUCUCUCAACUUUGGUCCUAAAAACUCAUCCUCUACAAAAAUGGGCAAUCAAAAACUUGAAACCCAUCAUCAAUUUUACAACCACCAUCCCAAAAACACAUUCCUUCCAAUGCUAUGUUCCAAACCCUCCAUCAAAGAAGUGAAUCUCCCAAGAUGUAGAAUCAAUCCAUCUUCUUCUUGCAAUGACCCUUUAUCACCAAGAAUAGGUUGCAUGGGUCAAGUCAAAAGAAACAACAAAAUUGCUGGAUUUCCAUCUUCACAAUACAAACUACUUAAUUUCAACAACAAAACCAUUUCUAGUUCCAUUAUUUCACCUGUUGUCAAAUACUCCAAACUCAAAAAACUUUUCUCUGGUAAGAAUCUUAUUAGCACCCCCUCAGUUACUUCUGCCACCACCAUAACCAAACAAAGAGUUAUAGGCAAUAAUAGUAAUAUUCAAAAGUGUGUUAGGAAUGAGAAUGUUGUUGUUGGCAUAAGAAUUGAUGAAAUGGAUCCUCCUUUGCCUGUGAUCAAGAGAGUGAAUAAGAUGGAAGAAGGAAGCAAAGGUGAUAACAGUCUUUGGAAAAGAAGAUCAGGAUCAAGUGGUGUUCCAUUGAGAAGUUUACAGCUUCAACAGAUUCAAGUUAAAUCCAAAGAUUUGUAUUCAACCUACAACUGUUUGAUGAGAUUCAUUUUCACAUGAGAUAGAUCUAGAGUUUUUUUUUUCUUUUCAGAAUUUUUACUUAGAUCAGAAUCAUAUAUAAUGUAAAUUGUUUUUUCAUCUUUUUUUUUUUUAAAGUUUUCUGAGCUUCCAAUUAUGAAGAAUCAUGUUUUGAUUUCUUGAACAUCUCACAUGGCGUGAUCAGAACAUUGUGAUCAUAUUUGUCUAUAUUUUUUCUUGAGGAAAAUUGAACAUGGGUCAAAGUCAAAUUUUAACAAAAUCAAUGUUGCUGAAUUAAUUUAAUUUUUGUUCAAACAGUGUAAAUAAUUAAAAAAUAGUUUGAAAAACUUACACAUGUUAUAAGUCAGUU